AUGAUUGAACGUUUUAAAGCGAUAUUCGUUCCUCAAAUUGUCAAACUUCAAGAUCUAGGAAAUAACAAUUAUGAUGAAUUCUUAUCACCAGUGGUAUUUGCUUGCAACAUCCGCAUCCAUGCAACGGCUAAUUAUUCACCAUUUCAACUACAGUUUGGCCGAGAACCACGUUUACCUACUGAUGAACCUUCAUCAUCAUUUACUUUCAAUAAACCAAAUGAUUAUUAUGUACAAUUGAAAAAAAAUCUGUUGAUAAUACAACAACACGCACGUGAUAAUAUUAUUCGUCGAUAA
Molecule: messenger RNA, 294 nt
Organism: Rotaria sordida
Lineage: Eukaryota; Metazoa; Rotifera; Eurotatoria; Philodinida; Philodinidae
Source: the annotation of a GenBank genome assembly